AUGUUCCAGCCGCGCAGAACAUUUCACCACGAGGAAUUGAAAGCCUUGUUCCACCAUGCCCGCAUCAUCGUUGGCAAGACGAAUGGCGUUGCUCGCGUCUCCGGGCCGACUUGGAUCAUUGGAGACAUCCAUGGAGAUUUCAACACCCUCGCUCGUAUAUUCGCCGCCUACUCGGAAAAGGCGUCGCCAGGCCAAAAUAUCGUGUUCCUUGGCAAUAUCGUCGAUCGUGGCAAACGCCAGUUGAUGUCUGUCGUGCUGAUAGUCGCCGGUUUGGUGCUCUAUCCCGAUAGGAUCUUCUACGUGUCCGGCAAUCACGAACUGCCACAUGUCCACUACGCCUAUGAUUUUUGUCUGGAACUGAUUGAUGAGGAAUACACCGAGUCGUGCUGCCAGCAGAUUCGAGCCAUGUUCGCCAGCCUGCCCAUUUUGGCCCUGAUCGACAACCGCAUACUGGCCAUGCACGGGGGCAUCGGCCCAGAAUUGACACGCGAGACGGUCGAUGCAGGAUUCCAGCCGAGCGACGACAUGCACGAUGAUCUGCGCAUCGCCGUUCUCUGGAGCGACCCCAAUCAUCAGGCCAAAAAGUAUGCUUGGAACCGCGUGCGUGAGACUGGCUAUUUCUACGGCGAGGAGGCGAUCGAAGAAAUCCGCCGUGAGCUCGGCAUUAAAUUCAUCGUCCGGGCCCAUCAAAUGAUGAACACCGGCGUGCAGUUUUUUGGCGACUGGUUGAUCUCCAUCUUCACGUCGACGUGGAGGAAGCCGGAAAAUAACCCCCUGUCGGCGGAUGAGCAGACCCUGCUUCGCGCGAAUACCAGAGAGGGCAUGCACUUCAGGAAUAAAAUCAUUCGGGAUGAGGAGCCGAACCCGGAGAUUGGCGGUAUCUUGGCGUACGACGGUAACAAUCGAUUGUCGAUGAUCCACUUCAUCCCCACCAAAUACACCUACAACACACACGCCGACUUCGCGAAAGCAUUUGAGCGCAAAGCGGCAACGGAUCUGGCCUUUUCGGAGAAUAUCUGCAACAGGCCCGAAUGGCGCACGGCGCCCUCCUCACGUUCUCAUAAUGAUGCGACGGCUUCCCGGACUCCAGACGCCCCGGACGACGUCAAGGACAGUUUAUCGACCGCGCCUCCUCCGACGAAA
Mesorhabditis spiculigera is the source of this 1143-nucleotide messenger RNA. The record is from the annotation of a GenBank genome assembly. NCBI's taxonomy places the organism in Eukaryota, Metazoa, Nematoda, Chromadorea, Rhabditida, Rhabditidae.